UGAACAUAAUACAUUCAUUUAUGGGUAGCCUUCCGAGAAUAGAUAAUUGUUUAAAAUAUUCAUUGUGAACGACGCAGAUAUUAAGAGACAAUGAGAGAGUCACUCAUUCAAGUUGUAACUCGUGUCUGUGAACUAGCUUAGCGUCCUAGCUUCUAACAAAUGAACCCGGAAGUACAAAUACUGCGAGGGUUGAAGAAAUGUGAGAAAGAACGAGGAACUUUCUCGAAGAAGCGCCAAGUUGUGCGACACAGAGCAGUGAAUUUGAACAGCAGGAGUGGAACUACAGGAUGGUGCAGCAGGAACCACAGCCACCUCACAUGAAAGAGGAAGGGGAGGAGCCGCAGUCCUCCUAUAUUGAACAGGAAGAUCACAGCAUCGGUCAGGAGGAAUUUGAACGGCUGGAGGUUAUUGUUGUCCCUGUGAAGAGCGAAGAUGAUGUGGAUGAAAAAGAGGUGGAGCCUCCAAGCAGCAGCUCCACUGACAUGACAACAAAAGUCGAUGGAGGACAUUGUGGUGAAGCACAAACAGACAGCCUAUUAGCUCCAUUAUCAGAUAGCGACGGCACAACGUUACGCUGUUCUCACACUGAAGACUCUAACGCUGGUAUGAGACGUCACACUGACAACACGAGCUGGAAAUGCUCUCAAUGUAAUAAAACAUUUGCUAACAAGCGAUAUCUGAAAACACACAUGAAACGACACACACGAGAGAAGCCUUUUGCCUGCUUAGUUUGUGGUAAAGUAUUCUCUCAAAAAGAAGAUUUGAAUAGACAUACAAAAAUACACACCGGAGAGAGACCUUUUCUUUGCUCAGUUUGUGGCAAAAGAUUCAUGCAUAAGUCACAUUUGAAGGAACACACAAGAAUGCACACUGGAGAGAAACCUUUUCCAUGCACGGUGUGCGAAAAAAGAUUUUCUCAAAAACGCCUUUUAAAUACACACACGAGAGUGCACACUGGGGAGAAACCUUUUCCUUGCUUGUGCGGUAAAAGAUUCUCUCAAAAACGCGUUUUAAAAAAACACACCAGAGCACACACCGGGGAGAAACCUUUUCCCUGCUUAGUGUGUGGUAAAAUAUUCUCUCACAAAUGUGAUUUAAAAACGCACACCAGAGUACACACCGGAGAGAAACCAUUUUCUUGCUCAGUUUGUGCUAAAGGAUUCACUUAGAAGUCAAAUUUGAAAGAACACACAAAAAUACACACUGGAGAGAAACCUUUUCCUUGUACAGUGUGUGGUAAAAGAUUCUAUCAGAAAACGAAUUUAAAUGGACACGCAAGAAUACACUCUGGAGAAAAACCUUUUUCUUGCUCAGUUUGUGGUAAAAGUUUCCCUUGGAAAAUAUCUUUGAUGAGACACAUAAGAACACACACUGACAGUAUUAUGAAAAAAAAUACUUCUCACGUUGCUGUGAGUAAUUUAAUCUGACUUUGAUAAUGGGCAGUGGCGCAAUUAAAAAUAAGGCGAGGACUACAAAUGGAACACUUUGGCUUUAACCAAUCAGAUUUCAAAUCACCAGGCACACAGGAACAUCAGGAUUUUUCCAUCCUUGUCAUCUGAAAGCAUGUUCCCAAACACUUAAAAUUACGGCGUACACUUGAACACUUCAUCACAGUGCUUAAUUGACCCUGUUGUGACACGAAGAAAGAGGCAGACACGGAGUUAUUAAUUGUUUUGUGUGUGUUAUUUGAGCAAAUGAGUGAGUUUUAUAAACAAUGAACACCUCUGUGUCUGACCAGUGCUUAUUGGUGAGUGGUCAGCAUGUCGGCCACACAGUCAGGAAAUCGGGAAGACCUGGGUUCCAUUCCCUGCUUGGUAUUAUUGUGUGGAGAAAAAAAUGCAUGUUAGGUUAAUUGAUGACUCCAAGUUUACGUAUAUGUGCCUUGUGAUUGGCCAGGGUGUGCCCCGCAUUGAAUGUAUGAUGUAUGUUAUAGUAUAUUUUUUCAUGUUUUUGUCAUAAAAAACUGAUUCUGAACUGCUGUAUAUGUUGUGUCGAGGUUUGGAGUUGUUUAGAGAUUAUGUAUUUGAAGAUAAAUGGUUCCCUGGGUUUCGUCCUGAAUUCUAUACAGCCAUGUAUUGUUAUAGUGCAUGUUUGUAUAUUAUUGAGAGUUUGUAUUAUUGUGAUGGCAUAGUGGUUGUAUUAAGAUGUGAAUUGGGUCGUCCCUGAAGACCCAGGUACCAAAUGUACAACACACCACAGCAUAACAUUACAAAAUAAAGCAGGCUCUCAAAUUA
Messenger RNA from Doryrhamphus excisus (bluestripe pipefish), 2234 nucleotides. The record is from RefSeq and is a predicted model, not a curated record. NCBI's taxonomy places the organism in Eukaryota, Metazoa, Chordata, Actinopteri, Syngnathiformes, Syngnathidae.